AUGGACGAGGCGGACAAGCCCUGGUACUUGCGCCCGACCGCGGGUCCGAACGAGAUACAAGUUGAUCCGGAUGGUACAGUCCGGGGUGGGACCAUACCGGCCUUGGUGGAAAGGCUAACGACGCACGAGAAAUCUGACAUCAAAUUCAAUCAGGCUUUCCUGAUGACAUACCGGUCCUUCAUGACGCCGGAUGAGCUCUGCGACCAACUCUUUGCGCGAUUCGCGAUCACGCCGCCGGACGAGCUUAACCCGAAGGAGCUCGAGGAAUGGAACAUGAUCAAGCAGCAUAUCGUCCAGACUCGCGUGCUAAACACGCUUCGGACGAUGGUCCUCGAUGAAGAGCUCGACCCCGAGGGUGAAGAUGCAGAAAUGCUGGAGAGGAUCAAAGCGUUCGCGAACAGCGCUUUUGCGAGCAGUGAGCAGCCGUCGCAGCAAGCUGCCGCGAAGGCGCUGGGGAAUUUGACCGAGCGUGUGCAACACGGAUACUCCCCUGUUCGCAAAGUUGUAUCCACCGAGCAGCCUCCUCAGCCGAUCGUUCCCAGAUCCGUCAACAGGAAGCUGCUGCCUACCGACAUCGAUCCAUUGGAAUUGGCCCGUCAGUUAUCCAUCAUAGAAAGUCAGCUAUUCCAGAAGAUCCGUCCGGCGGAGUGCUUUGCUCGAGCACAGGGGAGGCAUCGUACGGACGACAAUAUUGCAGUGCUGAUCAAAACUUCGAAUCGGAUCGUCAAUUGGUUGGCCGAUUGCGUUCUCGGCAAAGAGAGUCCUGUACAACGCGCAGCGGUCGUGAAGCAUUUCAUCAACGUCGCUGACAAAUGCCGCGAGCUAAACAACUUUUCGAGCAUGUGGGCCAUUGUCUCCGGCCUGAACAGACCUCAUAUCCGCCGAUUAAAGCGUACCUGGGAGCACGUUGAUAAUCGCACAACGCAACGGUUUAGGGCUUGCGAGGCCCUCCUCGACUCCACACUCAACUUCGAGAAUUAUCGCAUGGCCUUGCAUAACGCCAGUCCUCCCGGCGUUCCUUUCUUUGGUGAGUGCCGAUUCAUGUCUGCACUCACCUUCAUUGAAGACGGGAACCAGGACCGUCUCGGUGACGAGAUGAUCAACUUCGUCAAGCGCCAGCGCUCCGCGGACAUCGUCACACGGAUCAAGCUCUGGCAGUCGAAGCCCUACAGCUUCAAGCCUGUGCCAAUCAUACAGACUUAUCUGGAUGAGUCGCUGACGCGCUUUAGCGACGACGAACACUUGCGCGACUACUUUUGGAACCUCAGCCUCCGGCGCGAGCCUCGCGAGAGGGAGGAUGAGCGCAUGAACAGGCUUUUGUAUGAAAGUGGUUUCUUGUAG
Messenger RNA from Punctularia strigosozonata HHB-11173 SS5, 1341 nucleotides. RefSeq names its product ras GEF. Gene Ontology annotation, molecular function: guanyl-nucleotide exchange factor activity. NCBI's taxonomy places the organism in Eukaryota, Fungi, Basidiomycota, Agaricomycetes, Corticiales, Punctulariaceae. Gene Ontology annotation, cellular component: plasma membrane. The transcript is spliced from 6 exons. Gene Ontology annotation, biological process: Ras protein signal transduction; positive regulation of GTPase activity. The record is from RefSeq and is a predicted model, not a curated record. Bases 1 to 1341 code for a protein of 446 amino acids.